UUGUAAAUCUGCGUCAUUCGGAAUCGUAAUUCAGAGAAUUUCUUGCAACUCCGAAGCGUGUGCAAGAGGCAAAGAUAGUCGCGAACCAGUUGCCCUGACCUCUUGCUUUUUAAGCAGAUAGCACUGAUCUUUAUCGAGUAUUCAAAAGACCUCCCCACCACGGAUAAACUUCGCUUCUGGAUGCAAAAGCAUGUCGAUCCUCUCGUCACUGUGAUAUCGAGUAUCGUGUGAGUUAGGAGAUCGAAUUCCAAUAAACAGCGAAGCCUCGGUUACCACAUCAGCCUCCUUUCCAACGUACCAAAGGUGCCUCUGUUAAGCUAAUUCAAGUACAGCUACAUCUCAAAAUGAUCUUCUUUAUCUUUUAUCGUAUUUAAAAGUGUAAUCAGUCGGUGUUUAAAUUUGAAAAGAGAAAAAACGACGAGAAGGUAAAAAUAUUUCCGCCUUUGAACCAAUGAAUCUCCGAAAAGAUAGAGAAGAGGAAACGAAGAGAAAUCGAAGUUAAAUUCAUAGAAAGCAGAGAGAACGUUUAAGGUGGUCGAGCUGAUAGAGGGAGGUAAGAGGGUUCGAAAGAAGAAAAGUCACCCCCCGGGUACCGGAGCCCAGAGUAAUUUCACCGGCUCGAUUCUAGCGUAGAGAAGGGCUGAAGAAAGCACGUGAAAGAAGGGAUGACGAGGAACAACGUAUCGCAUGCGAUCGUACUCCUCUUUAUCGAGGGCUUCCUCCUCUGUGGUUUUUUGGCCACGUUUGAUUACGCCCCCGAGGCGAACGCUGGUAACAGUCAGAACAGCUUCUCGCCUCAUCUAAAUGGAAAACCGAGUUCUUUGCCGGUCACGUACACACUGUAUCAAGAUGUCCAUGUGAUGAUCUGGAUCGGAUUCGGCUUCCUCAUGACCUUCCUCAGAAGGUACGGACAGAGUGCUGUUGGACUGACUUUUCUACUGGGUGCCAUUUUGGUGCAAGUUGCCAUGAUCUGUCAAGGUGUGGUGCAUUUGGAGAAGAAUAACAAGGCUUAUUUGUCUUUGCAAAGCCUUCUAAGCGCAGACAUUGCAGUGGCCACCCCGUUGAUAUCCAUGGGUGCUCUACUCGGUAAGACGACCUACAUUCAGCUCGUGUUCAUGGGUAUCCUCGAGCUGAUCAUGUUCACCGUGAACAAGUACGUGGGCGAGCAUCUGCUCAUGGCUGUUGAUGCAGGUGACAGUAUGUUUGUCCAUGCAUUUGGAGCGUAUUUUGGCAUGGCUGUUAGUUUUGUAUUCGGAAUGAAGGAUAAACCGAAAGAACACCACCUUGAAGGACCAUCCUAUAAUUCUGAUAUAUUUGCAAUGAUUGGUACGGUGUUCUUGUGGCUGUUCUGGCCGUCGUUCAACAGCGCUACCCUCGAAGGAGACGAUCAGCAAAGGGCCAUUAUAAACACCCUUCUGUCGAUCUGUUCGAGCUGUGUGAUCGCGUUCGCGACCUCCGCCCUGGUCUCGAAGGACAGCAAAUUCAACAUGGUCCACAUACAGAAUUCGACGUUGGCCGGUGGCGUAGCCGUAGGCACCGCUGCAGGCAUGAUGUGUCAACCGGUGGGUGCUUUAGUCGUUGGAGCCCUGGCAGGAGUACUCAGCGUGCUUGGAUACAAAUAUUUGACGCCGCUGAUACAAAAGCGCCUUCGUAUCCACGACACAUGCGGUGUCCAUAAUCUUCACGGUAUGCCUGGGGUGCUUGGAGGUCUGUUCGGUGCUCUGAUGGCUGGUUUAGCCACAGAAGCCUCUUACGAUUAUUCGCUUUACGAGAUCUUCCCUGCACGAGCACCGAACUCGGAAACAAAGCUGGCUGAAAUGAGGGACAAUUACGGUGCGUUGUCACCUGGACAGAACAGGACAGCAGGACAGCAAGCAGCUUAUCAAUUAUUAGUACUAGUGAUUACUUUGGGAAUCGCUAUUGUUUCAGGAUUGGUAACAGGUUUAAUCAUGCGCAUGUCGGUCUGCGGCUCAAUAUCCGAGGAACAGAAGUUCGACGACGAAGUCCAUUGGGAAUUAGAAGAAGAAUCUUCGCACGAGUCCAAUAUAAAAGAUGGAAACGGCUGCGAUGGAGAUCAAUUACCCAUGGGUCACAUUUGAAGCUACACACUUUAAUUUUAUCAACUCCUUUCCUAUCUUCUGCCAUUAUUUUUGUACAACGUUCAAUUAUUUCUUCAUAGGGUGAUUGUGUGAAAGUGCAUGUUGCGUAUGUGAUUUUCCUAAACGCAUUCGUGGCAUAAGUGACCAAUUAAAUAAUGUACAUUGUAAAAUACAAUAAUACACUAAAAUUGUA
This is a messenger RNA of Osmia bicornis bicornis, 2292 nucleotides long. RefSeq names its product ammonium transporter Rh type A (gene Rh50). Gene Ontology annotation, molecular function: ammonium channel activity. The coding region runs from base 666 to 2099 and encodes 477 amino acids. Gene Ontology annotation, cellular component: plasma membrane. Lineage: Eukaryota; Metazoa; Arthropoda; Insecta; Hymenoptera; Megachilidae. The record is from RefSeq and is a predicted model, not a curated record. The transcript has 9 exons. Gene Ontology annotation, biological process: ammonium transmembrane transport; ammonium homeostasis.